This is a messenger RNA of Manihot esculenta (cassava), 369 nucleotides long. Its product is annotated as phenylacetaldehyde reductase-like. Gene Ontology annotation, molecular function: oxidoreductase activity, acting on the CH-OH group of donors, NAD or NADP as acceptor. The record is from RefSeq and is a predicted model, not a curated record. The transcript has 4 exons. Lineage: Eukaryota; Viridiplantae; Streptophyta; Magnoliopsida; Malpighiales; Euphorbiaceae. Bases 1 to 369 code for a protein of 122 amino acids.
AUGAUGCGUUGGUAUGCUCUUUCAAAAACAUUAGCUGAAGAUGCUGCUUGGAAAUUUGCAGAAGAAAAUGGAAUCAGCUUGGUCACAAUGCAUCCAGGAUGGACGAUUGGUAUUAUUGAUAAGUUUGUUGAUGUUAGAGAUGUUUCCAAUGCACAUAUUCAAGCAUUUGAAAAAGCUUCAGCUAGUGGCAGAUACUGUUUGGUUGGAAAACUUGGACACAUCUCUGAGAUAGUGAAGAUUCCUUUUAUGCCAGAAUAUGAAGUUUCCAAGGAGAAAGCUAAUGCUUUGGGCAUGGACUUUACUCCUUUAGAGACUACUGUGAAGGACAUCAUUGAAAGCUUGAAGGAGAAAUGCUACCUUCUUGUCUGA